Molecule: messenger RNA, 2777 nt
Organism: Actinia tenebrosa (Australian red waratah sea anemone)
Lineage: Eukaryota; Metazoa; Cnidaria; Anthozoa; Actiniaria; Actiniidae
Product: diacylglycerol lipase-beta
Biological process (GO): diacylglycerol catabolic process; arachidonate metabolic process
Molecular function (GO): lipase activity
Source: RefSeq, a predicted model, not a curated record
CUGGGAACGCCUGUUGGAGUUUCUUUCCUGAGCGAGUAAAAAGAACAUUUCACUCAAACUGAUGUCAUUGAUCCAGAAAUAAUGCACUUUAAAUGCAAAUGGUAGGCGUCUUCCAGCAUUUAGACACUAAGAAGAGAUAUUGCUUCGCAAGCUGAGUUUAUUUUUGUUUAAAAAUGCCAGCCCUUGUGGCUUUUAAUCGUCGUUGGCAGAUUGGAAGUGACGAUUUGGUGUUCGUGUUCGCUGGAGGUUUGAUGGCAAGGAUCGCCUGGGUUACUGUGUUAUGCAUUAUAUUCGGUGUCUAUCACAGCCAAAUAAGGUUAUGUACUGCAAGCUUUGCUCUUCAAUCAUUCUUUAUCGGUGUCAUCGCCCUAACAUUUAUCGUCAUAUUAAACGAGAUUGCAAUCAUCUGGAUGAGUAUGCGGGGGAGUGUAAUUAACACCAGACCACGGCGGCACAUUCCAAUCUUGCUGUAUAUUCAAAUAGCGUUGUACGUGCCAGAAACUUGCCUAUCUGCACUUGGUAUCUACUGGGCUUUUUAUGAGAGCAAAGGAUGUGAGGAUGGUCUUACGAUACCAGUAAAAAUCACAGUAGUGCUUCAAUGGUGCUUAUUUUUGACAGUCUUGGUUGUUGUUGUUGUGUUUUUUGAUCCACUGGGAUCAACUCAGAUCACUGACCAUGGUGAAGAUAGGCGUGCUCUUCAGGAGAAAACCACCAAGAUAUGGGAGCGUCGUUGCAAGGUACUGUGUUGCUGUUUUGCUAGUUGUGACGAGGACUACAGGGAUGCCAUUUCUGAUAUCGCUGGCAUGUUUGCAUCAGAGCUGCAUGGAAUAGAUGCUGUUCCUUCUGAUGUUGCUGCAGGGUUAAUACUGCUACAAGAGCAGCAAGAAGAAGAAGAGAGACAAAAAAUACAAGAUGGCCAGACUAGCUCUGAAGGGGUACCAGUUGAUCUAUCAGAUCCAAGUCAGAAAAAGCUGAUAGAUGAUGCAGCACAUUUCAUGAAGUAUUCAUUAGGUUCCUACGGCUGGCCGAUGUAUGUGUUCAUGAAUCCAUGCUGUGGAACGUUCCAUUUCUGUAGUAAAGUCAGGUGGCUUUCUUGUUUGGGACCAAGGGCGAAACAUAUUAUCAAUGAUAACUGCUGCAUGUGUAAUUCAGCUGCUAUCCACCUUCAGUCAUCCUUGCCUGAAAGUGACCUGAUCUACUGCACCUAUCACAACAAACUAUAUGAAAUACCCUUUUACGUUGCAAUAGAUGACAAGGCCAAAGCUGUGGUGAUAUCGAUAAGAGGAACCCUUUCAAUGAGGGACACGUUGACAGACCUCACAGGACAUGGAGAAAGGAUUGAUAUGGAAGGCGUAGAGGAUGGCAUGGCGCAUAAGGGUAUGUUCUUGAGCGCGCAGUACAUCAAGAAGGUGUUGCUUGACAAUGGCAUAUUACAGGGUGCUUUUGAUGAGGCAGAAGACAGGGGUGGCAACUACCGUCUUGUCAUAGUAGGUCAUUCAUUGGGCGCUGGAACUGCAUCUGUGCUGUCUAUCUUACUAAAACCACUCUUCCCUGGUCUGCAGUGCUUUGCAUAUUCUAAUCCAAGUGUCUUAAACGAAUCAGCUACAGUCAACUGUGAAGACUACGUGUUGUCUGUUCUUGUUGGCAAAGAUGUAGUGCCAAGAAUGAGUGUCAAAACCCUCAACACUUUGGUACAAGAUUUAGAAAAUGUCAUAAUGAACUGUAACUUGCCAAAGUAUCGUAUCCUGAUGACUGGCUGUUGGCGAGCCAUCUGUUUCUUCCUAGGAAACAACAACAAGAAUCGUAAAGGUGACCCUAAAGUAUUACCUCCUUCCAUUUCCCCUCGUACUGACCAAGGCUCACAACCCCACAUAACCGAACCUUUGUUAGGUAAACGAGGCGAACGACAGCCGCUGAGCUCUUCUACCGGAGGCGCAAGAAGCAGUUACGUCUCCAAUAAUGGCGGUAGCAGCGAGAGCGAGAGUAAUAGACAACGCAAUGAAAGCCAGUUGGUACGUCUUUUCCCGGCUGGAAAAAUAUUACAGAUCGAUGUCAAACCAAAAAACCGACCUCGACCAGGACUGGCGUACGACCUAACCUGGGCUAACAAAGAAAACUAUGACCGCGUGAUCAUAUGUCCCACUAUGGUAAAGGACCAUUUUCCAGAUGUAGUCAUGAAUGCUCUUCGGGACAUAACAUCAUAAACAAAGAAAACAACCGAGUGAUUAUGAUAAAGUAAACUAUGUCGAUAGGCCGAACAUGUAACCUAUGCUUGGAGAGAUUUUCUUUUUGCACUGCGGAGUACAAUGCAACAUCAUAUAAAACAAAGAAAACAGCCGAGUGAUUUUGAUAAUGUAAAAGAUGCCAGUAAGAAUAGAUGACCUGCUUGGAGAGAUUUUUAUAUAAUGCAAUAGGCCUUUUGCAACAAACAGUCACGUGCUGAUAUAUGACUUUACUAACGAGUCAAUUCAGCUCAAGGUCCCUUGGGGAAGGCUCUGCUGGAUGGCAAACAAACUUUAAAUUGCUUCGUAUCUUGAAAUCGAAAGUAUCUUAUAAGGGGAAAAAAAGUAUUUUUGAAGGUUUUGUAUGCGACGUUAGUAAUCCAGCGAAUAAUCUUUGAUAAAGGAAGUCCAAAUUUUUUUGCCAUCCAGUAACAAUCGUGUCAAUCUAUUGCAAAAGGCCUAUUAACCCGGCUAAAACGUGACAGGCUUAGAUCCUUAGUAAGAGCCAGGCUUAGUACGGAAUAUUGUAGAACAAACAAUAACAAUAACAAAAAC